Molecule: messenger RNA, 4210 nt
Organism: Orbicella faveolata
Lineage: Eukaryota; Metazoa; Cnidaria; Anthozoa; Scleractinia; Merulinidae
Product: sodium/potassium/calcium exchanger 4-like
Biological process (GO): intracellular calcium ion homeostasis; calcium ion transmembrane transport
Cellular component (GO): plasma membrane
Molecular function (GO): calcium channel activity; calcium, potassium:sodium antiporter activity
Source: RefSeq, a predicted model, not a curated record
ACUUAAAAUGAAAGAAACAAAUAUAUCAACUACCUGUCGGGAGCUUGGCAAACCAGUUCCCUAUUUACAAGCAUGACCGAGGAGUUGAACUAAAAAAUAAAACUCCGGGUAAGUGGUUAGAGUGGGACUUGAACCUGCGACCUCCGGAUUUCACGUCCGGCGCUCUAUCCACUCGCCUACGCUGCCUAAUUCCUUCAUCGUUACCAAGCAACCGACUAAUCCGUCGCCAGGAGCAUGGGCACGAGUGCUCCAGUUAAUAGACGGCUGUGUACAUGUUCUUGACAGCUUUCUAAAACAGUUCAGUUUGAUCUUGCGAAGCUUAAAUUUUCGUUGAUCGAUAAUCCAUUCUACGGCUAUCGUUAAUACUGUAUUUGGAUUUCGACCGCCGUUGAUAAAAGGUGCCAGUGCCACAAUUUUCCUCGCGGUAUUUUUCAAUGAUUCAAAGCAACGCCUUUCUACCUAAGACAGAGUUAAUAGUCUCCCCUAAUUUGCAACGAUUGACUAUGGAGCUUUAAAAACAACAGAGUUCAAAAGUGUCUUUGAUUUAGUCAAGUGCAAGAUUCUAUCGUAAGUAAAACCAUCUUAAUAAUUGAAAAGGGCCUUAAUUUUAGCGAGUUAAAAUCAGUGGCUCCUGGUUUAAUAAUUAUUUAUUUAUAUUUUUUGGACAGAAGGACUUACCUCUCUCUAACUCUAUAUGUAACUAUUUACAGAGACAUUUCGUCUAGCAGUUAUCAAUUGUAGCACAAACGUUUCAACAACAGCGUACCCAGGUACCGAGAGGUGCCGUACUACAUAUCAGCUUCGUUGCAACUAACCAAACUGCUAAAUUUGUAGUAUUUUUUUUUAAGCAAGUACAUGCAAUUUUUGGUCCUUCUUUUUGUGUUUUCAUGCACGAUUUUUACUUCGUUAGUUGCCGUCAAAGAAGGGACUUUUCAAGCCAAUUUUCUCAGUGCUAUGAGGCGGCGGAGAAAGCUCAAGGUACAGUUGGCCUUUGGGACAGCCGCGGCAUUCCUGUUUGUGUUUUACACUUGGACAUACCAUGAUCUAAUAAAGGACGUUACAAGAGAAGAUACGCCGUUUGCAAGAGAAAUUUCAGAUGAGUCUCUUACAAUAAGGCGCCUUCUCGCUCACAAGACCCACAAACUAAAAAACUGCACGCCUCCAUCGAUAGAGGAAUUCCCGAAUGACUUUUUUACUCAGACGGAAAGACAACACGGCGCUGUCGUUGUUAACUUUGCUGUAGCGUUCUACAUGUUCUGGGCCAUAGCCAUCGUUUGCGAUGAUUACUUUGUUCCGUGCCUAGAGAUCAUCUGUGACAAGAUGGGGCUUCAAAGCGACGUGGCUGGAGCUACCUUCAUGGCCUUAGGCAGUUCAGCUCCAGAGCUGUUCGCCUCUGUAAUUGGUGUCUUCGUCACAAAGGGGGACAUUGGAGUUGGCACAAUCUUAGGGUCAGCGGUUUUCAACGUGCUUUUCGUUAUUGGUGUGUGUGGUAUUGGUGCAGGCACGGUUUUGUACUUGGCCUGGUGGCCUCUAGUAAGAGAUAGCUUAUUCUACCUCUUCAGUCUGGUAAUUCUCAUGUUGGUGCUCAUGGAUAACAUUGUCAUCUGGUCAGAAGCAACGGCUAUGGUUUGCUUCUAUUCCGUGUACCUUCUUAUUAUGUACUUCAAUCCUCGCAUCGAAGCCUGGCUCUACAAAGUAACAAACACAACCAGCCCGGAGUACAAAUCUGAGCUACACGCCACAAACGGCAAGAAAAACGGGUAUUCACAACUUGCUGCCGAUGAUACAACAGAUUCUGAAUCUAAGGGACGAGACGAAAAUGGCGAAGAGAAAAAAGACGCCGACAAAGAAACGACUGAUAAGGAAAAUGGAGAUCAAGAACAAAGCAAACAGGAGGAAGCAACGAGCAAGGAUCACAAAGGAUUUAGAGAGAGCGGUGAACAUCUUGCUCAUCAUCAUGAGUACGAUCAGCAAAGACCUCACGAAGUCCCAGAUCUCACUUUAGGAACUCCGUGGAGUCCUCCUGAGGGGACCUGGGCCCGCAUCUGUUGGGCCCUCGGACUGCCAAUCAACAUUUUGUUCUAUUUCACAAUCCCGGAUGUGAAGAAGGAAUCCUGUCGCAAGUUCGUGGGAUUCUCGUUCGUGGUGUGCAUAGUGUGGAUCGGAGUCACUUCGUACAUUCUUGUGUGGAUGGUAACCAUUAUUGGGUACACGUUUAUGAUUCCAGAUACAGUAAUGGGCCUUUCACUUGUCGCCUUUGGCAGUAGCGUGCCCGAUUGUUUAUCAAGUCUCUUCGUAGCGCAAAAAGGUGACGGCGACAUGGCAGUGUCGCACACUGUGGGUAGUAACGUCUUUGAUAUCCUGCUGUGCCUGGGAAUCCCUUGGCUUGUCAAAACCACUGUGUGGGACUAUGAUUCGACUGUGGUUAUCAACAGCCAUGGACUGUUCAUCUCUUGUUUCUUCAUUCUCGGCUCCAUAGCUGUCACUUUGAUUAUCAUCUACUACUACAAAUGGGUUUUAAACAAAAAAGUGGGCUGCAUCUAUCUUUUUUUUUACUUUAUAUUCAUGGGCAUAUCGAUCUACGUGGAAAUGAACGCGUUUGGAAAGUAUAACCCACCCAUGUGCAUCGUGGACACUUGAUUCAGCAACAACAAACAAAUUGUCGUCUUUGUACACCAUGUGGUUCUUAGGGGACUAGUUGGGAGAAUUUAGAACAUGAUCGGAAGCGCAACACAAGUUGUUUUCCUUUCGUUUGGACUCACCAACGUGAAGGAUGGUAUAUUGUAGUGGGCCAGUCUUCGGACUUGAGGGUUUUAAAAAAAGACUUUCCCACGGAGUUCAACGAUGUCUGCUGUUUGAAGGCAUCAUUAUAACUAACGGAAUUUGAACGACUCUUUCAGUAUAUAUAAGCUGGGUAUUACCCACGGCUUACAUCUUUAUGGAAUCGUUUUUUUGUAAGAACUUAGAGACUACUCGUAGGUUCCCAUAAGCGAUUGUCGUCACGGUGUACAAUUUAGUAGAAACUUUCUUUGUCCUAUGAGAAGUUUUUGUGAGAUAACUGAAAUCCGUGCAAGCGUGGAGUAUCGGCGAAUAGUCACAUUUUCCAUAACCAAUGAUAUUUAAGACUCACAAUAGACCCUGGCGAGUCUUUACUACAAUAGAACUCUUUCAGAUAGUGUUAGCCAAAUCUAGGAUUUUAAAAAGUUUAGUCAAAUUUGAAUGGAUAGCCCUGAAGUCAUUUCCAGUAUAAUAUUGGGAAUUCGUUAAAACGCAUAUUGCUUAGCUGAUGGUAAAUGCUUAAAUAAAGCGUACCUUAUUGUUUCUUACUUUCGCGGGAACUUAAUUUCGCGAAAUUGCACGGGCAUGUCUCGCGGGACUUAAAUUUUGCGAUUUGCCCAAAAAGUACGUUAAAAGGAAAUACAUUUCGGGAAAAUUGUCAAAAUACUGAUCUUCAGUAACAGCCAAUUAGUAUCAGAACUGGCACAAUAAAAUUUUUCUUAGCAAUAGUUUCCAGUCACACAAAACCAUACCAGAAAACGCCCCAAACUGCUAAUCAAGGGGUUGAAAAGGCUUGCCAUUCAUGUUGAUUAAAUAAAUAUAUAGAAGGGUAUUAAAUUUCGCGUGGUUAAUUUUCGCGAAAACGUUCUUUCGCGGGUCUUUAAUUAAUUAUGUCUCGCGAAAAUAAGUAACAAUAAGGUAGCUAACCAGGAAGGUAUAUAUAAAAUGUAUUUGCCAAGGGUUUUAGUGCAUGCUUCGUGAUGUGGGUACAUUGGCACAUGGCUUAAAGAGGAAAUGUUGCAAUUACUGUGACUCACAUUCUCCUCGCUAACCUAAGUCUAGUUACCUUAUUAAAAAGCGCAAUACAAUGGUUUCAUAGAACAACGAGAAAAGAAUUACGGUUUUUUUUUUCUAUCGGUGAUUUAUAGCUCUAGUUUUGUAUGGAUUUGAUUAGAAGGUGGACAGUAGUGGUUUUUUUUUUUUUCAUUAUUCAAUUGUCAAGUCCGCCAUAUUGAAUCUCAAAGUUAAAUCCCGUCGCCCUAACCCAGGGCAACUGGGUAUUUUUUUUUCCGGUCUCCCCAGACUUUUUAGGAGACAGACGGAGUACUGGGACUGGUAACAACUAAGGAAUUAAAUAAACUGGUGUUUACCUCGCGACAUGUAGUAGAAGUUAUUACACAGUUCAGUUUGAAAGACCACAUGCAAACACGGA